AUGAAUAAUUAAUUUUAAGAAACAUUUGAAUUAGGUAACAAGAGGAAUCAAACAAGAUUGCUUGAAUAAAUUCAUUAGUUAUCGAUUCAAUAAAAAAAGAAAUUGUUGAUAAAUAUUCUAAAAUAUCCUAUUUAGCAGAGAAAAUAGGAAAUUAUGUCUAUGUUGAGGAUACUAAUGUAGAAGAUUGAGAUAUUCGAAUAAUUUCAAACAGACAAAAAUGAAUUUGAAGCAUAUGAUUAUUGUUUACUUCAUUUACAAUGUGAGACUUUUGUGAAAGUAAAUUGAAGUUUUAAGUUAUUUAAAGAAUGAUGUAAUAUUCGAAAUCGGCGAUUAGACUAAUAAUGUAUAUAUUGUAAUAACAGGCUAAGUCUCUUUAUAUUUAUAAGACGAUAAGAUGAAAUAAAGACAGUAAGUUUUUAAUAAUCAAAAGAAAUGUUAGUUGAAUUAUUCAGAUCAUACUCUUUAAAAGUAUAUUUAGAUUUAUAGUAAAUUAGAUUGAUACAUUUAAAUGAGAUAAAGGAAUGGAAUGUAUUUGGAGAAUAAUAUCAAAAAAUUAGAAUUAAUACUGCUGUUUGUGAUAUGGAUUGUUAACUUGUAAUUCUCAAUAAAGAAGUAUAUUAAAAAGCAAUAUAAAUUAUGGAUAAAAAGAAAGAAUAAAAAAGGAUGAAAACAUUUACUCUAAAUCCUAGUUUUUAAGGAUUAAAUAGAAAAUUGUUAAAUCUAAUGUUGUUCUCUUUCUCAACUCAAGAUUACAAAUAUAGGGAUAUUAUUUACAAAAAGGAUUAGUUGGAUUCAGAUGUUAUAUAUAUUAUAAAAUAAGGAGAAUUUGUUACUUAUCUAUAAAAAUAAAAUGUUAGAAAAUAAUUAGUCAUCAUGAAUGAAGGUGAAUUUUUUGGAGAUUAUGAAGCUUUUGAAAAUGUUCCUCGAUAAUUCAAUGUCUCUUGUCAUUCUCAUUUUGGUUGUUUAAUUGUUAUACCUUUAUAAGUCUUAUAUUCAAAAUUAUCAUAAUUUAAUGAAUAACAUUAUUUAAAAUAACUCAAAAAAUUGUGUAUUAAAAAAAAUAAAUGGUACAAGCAAUUUGAAAAAAGCAUUGAAAUAACUCAAGAAAUUUAUUAGAAAUAUUUAAAUGGACAAGAAUUGAAAAAUGGAAUUGAAAGUGAAUCAUCUUAAUAAAUAGAAUAAGUAAUUCAUGAUUCUUUAUAAUAAACAAGUCCAAUAAGAUAAUUUAAAUAAACAUAGAAAUAUUUAACAUCAAUUGAAGAAAGUUAAAUUAAUAACAAGAUUAAUAAUAAUAAUAAAUAAAAAAUAAAUAAAUCAAAAAAUAAAAACUUUAUUUAUAUACCAUCCCCUGAUGAAAUGUAACCAUUACCAAAAGUUUAAUUUUUAACAAAUAGAUAAUAAGAUAGAAAUUUAUUAUCAACACCAGAUCGAUUCAAUAAAGCUAUAAAAAGUAAAAUGGAUAUCUUAAAAAGAAUGAACAAUCUUUCUCCUACAAAUGCAAUUAAUUUUAAUACUCUUUAUUAAAAAACUUAUUACGUUUAAUUACCAAAGCAAAUUAAAUUAGAAUAGAACUCUGAUAAAGAAUGGCCAAUUAAGGCUACAAUCUAUUUAAAUGAUUUAGAUGAUAGAGUUCGUUAUUAAAAUAAUUCUUCAAGAAACCAUAAUAGUAAUAGUAAUAAUAAUAGUAAUCGUAAUACUAAACUAUUAUUACCAGAAUAAUAAAGUUUAAGAUGUGAAUAAAGUGAGUUAAAUUCAUAAAGGAAUUCAAAGGUUGAAUUUUUGAAUAAAGUUUAGAAUUUAACAUAACCUAAAAAAAGGAGAGCAUUAUCAUUAAAAUACAAAGAAUAUUUAGAAUCAUAAUUCUUAUAAAAAACUGAACGCUCUUUAUUACUUUUUUGA
This is a messenger RNA of Paramecium sonneborni, 1899 nucleotides long. NCBI's taxonomy places the organism in Eukaryota, Ciliophora, Oligohymenophorea, Peniculida, Parameciidae. The record is from the annotation of a GenBank genome assembly.